Danio aesculapii is the source of this 2490-nucleotide messenger RNA. It is a transcript of the gene tmem121aa, whose product is annotated as transmembrane protein 121Aa. The transcript has 2 exons. Lineage: Eukaryota; Metazoa; Chordata; Actinopteri; Cypriniformes; Danionidae. The record is from RefSeq and is a predicted model, not a curated record. The coding region runs from base 634 to 1584 and encodes 316 amino acids.
CGUGCUGUGGUGCACACGCGUUUCACUAGUUUUGACAAGGGAAUGCUUUUCUUUUGGAGGCGACAUCUCUUGUUUUCCAUCAGCGCGCGCUUGAUGCGGAUUAAAUCACUCCAAAAACAUCAAUCUCGUCUCAGAGCGGAUCAGCACCUUGGACAGCGGAUGCCAGAGAUGCUCCAAGGCAGAAGAGCAGAUAGAGAGUUGUGACCUUCCAUUUCGCCGUCACAUCUAAAAGAACUCCUGUGCAUGCUCGGCUCGGUUGCAGGAGUAAGAGAUAACGUCAAGAGAGCGGUGCGGUAUCCAGCCAUGCUGUUUAUAUGGGUCAGCUGACACAGACAAGCAGGCUCAUGUCGGUAAGGUCAGGAAGUCAACACAAUCUGGCUCAGCUGCGGAUACACAUAAAGGUAUAUCAAAGCCACCUCGAAUCAAAGAGAUAUUGAUGAACUAAACAAGUGUGGAGGCAAUGUGAAUCUCAAAAUGUGCUAAGGAACAGACACUGGACUGAGUGGAGCUUUGCUGAACGGGCUCCUCAGUCUCCAUCAUCGAUGGACAUCAUUUGCACAUCAUGAACUAACAUUGCAACUUUUUGAAGGGUACAUUUUGUUUGUUUUUUUACUUUAUAAAAGAGACGGCACCAUGGUUCUGCCGCCACCUGACAAGAGGCAUGUGUGUUUAACCACCAUUGUGAUCAUGACCAGCAUGGCCUUCAUGGAUGCCUACCUUGUAGAGCAAAACCAGGGCCCACGUAAAAUCGGCGUCUGCAUUAUCGUCUUGGUUGGAGAUAUUUGCUUUCUUAUAGUCUUGCGAUAUGUGGCUGUGUGGGUGGGAGCUGAGGUAAGGACUGCGAAGCGAGGUUACGCCAUGAUCCUUUGGUUCCUCUAUAUCUUUGUUCUGGAGAUCAAACUCUACUUCGUCUUCCAGAACUACAAGGCUGACCGUAAAAGUUUGGAGACGGUCGCUCGGAAAGCAUUGACUUUGUUGCUGUCAGUUUGUGUACCUGGACUCUACCUUGUCCUUGUCGCUCUUGACAGCAUGGAGUAUGUUAGAACCUUUCGGAAAAAGGAGGACAUGAGGGGUCGCCUCUUCUGGGUGGCACUUGACCUUCUUGAUGUCCUGGACAUUCAGGCUAAUCUUUGGGAGCCACAGCGGACAGGUCUGCCCAUCUGGGCUGAAGGUCUGAUGUUCUUCUACUGCUACAUCCUGUUGUUGAUCCUGCCUUGUGUUUCUCUAAGCGAGAUCAGCGUGCAGGGUGAGCACGUGUCGCCUCAGAAGAUGAUGCUGUAUCCAGUCCUCAGCUUGGUGACCAUUAAUAUCGUCACCAUUCUCAUUCGAGGGGUCAACAUGGUGCUGUUCCAGGACAGCCGAGUCUCGACCAUCUUCAUAGGAAAGAACGUAGUUGCUAUCGCCACUAAGGCCUGCACCUUCCUGGAGUACCGAAGACAAGUUAAGGAGUUUCCCCCACAGGAUCCUGCAGGGAUUGCAAUGGAGAUACAGCAGAACUCUGUGCCACACAAUCAAACGCUACCAAACGCCACAACCACUCUCCCAGAAGAGCCCUCACCAGCCCGUGAGGUCAUUGACACGUGACCAGAGCUGACCAAAUUGUCAGGACUUUGUAGAAUAAAACAUUCGUAAAUUCAGACCAGGACAAGAUGAACUAGACUUAUUUUGGUCCCUCUGCUAUUGAGCAAGGAGUUCAGCCCUAAGAUUACUUCUUUGAAGGAUGUUUUUAAAGCCCUGCUCAUCUAGGCUGAGGCCAUUGAUGCUCAGAUGCACAAAUGGCAGCUCACAAGAUCUUGCUUUUAACCGGAUUUUGUAAUUUCAAGCUGUUUUGUGAAGUUAGAUUUGGGGUGUUUUUAAAGAGAUUUGUGUGAUCGUGACUCACCUGGCUCCCUCACAUGGAAUCUGCUCAGAUUUCUCCAGAAUCUCGUCAUUUUCAAAGUUCUUCAAAGCUCCUUGUGUGUAAUUUUAUAACAUAUUUUGGCUAGUCUUAAUAUGCUUUCAAAUAUCAUUGAGAGGCCAGAACUCUCAACUCACAAUGAUUAAACUAAUUUUACACAAUUCUGCAGACCUUCCCCCAUAAAAUCAGUGCUUAAAUGUGAGGAAAUUCCCUCCUGGGUUUGCUGAUGAGCAAAGAAAAACCAAGAAUACCAAGAAGUUCAGUAUUACGUCCAUUUCUCCUACAGAUUUAAGGCAAGAAGUGAACUUCAAGUGAACUUCAAAAUGUGUUUUGAAGAUUUUUGUGAUUUUAAGAUUAAAAUGAUCUUUUGCGUGUUAAGAUGUGAGCAUGUUUUAAAGCAAAACCACUCUCACAGGAUUUAUUUCCCUGGAAUAACUCUCACAGGAUUGUUUUUUUUUUCAAUUGGGAACAGAAAACCUUUUAAUUAGCCAAAUUUUUGUGUCAAGUUUUGUAUGUGUUGAAAAGAGGACAAAAGAGAGUUCAUUAAAAACAGAUUAUACUGGUUGAUAACACAAGAAUUAAUAUACAACACA